CUGCCCUGCCACUUUGAAAGGCCGAUUCAGAUGCUCCCUUAUUUAACCAGCCUUGGCCAGCCCUUGCCUCUGGAAAGGGAGCAGCUGUUUGUCUCUGCCAGGCGUCCCAUUGGCCAGGGAGUGAGGGUGGAGGGCCGAGAGGCUGGAGGGCCCGGGCAGCAGGCACUUGCGAGUGCUGGCCAUCCAGUACCCCACCGCUUCCCUUCCCUACUGCCCACAUCAUGCUGGGAGACCACUGCAGUCUCCCUGAAGACCAAGCCCUGCCCAGCCAGUCCCCCAAAACCGGACUCUGCUACAAAAUGGUGCUUCAGGCCAUCAGCAAAGUGCUCAGGAAGUCUAAAGCCAAGCCCAAUGGCAAGAAGCCUGCUGCGGAGGAGAGGAAGGCCUACCUGGAGCCCGAGCACACCAAGGCCAGGAUCACCGACUUCCAGUUCAAGGAGCUGGUGGUGCUGCCCCGCGAGAUUGACCUUAACGAGUGGCUGGCCAGCAACAGUGCGCGUGGGCCUGGGGCCACAACAUUUUUCCACCACAUCAACCUGCAGUAUAGCACCAUCUCCGAGUUCUGCACAGGAGAGACGUGUCAGACGAUGGCCGUGUGCAACACACAGUACUACUGGUAUGAUGAGCGGGGGAAGAAGGUCAAGUGCACGGCCCCUCAGUACGUCGAUUUCGUCAUGAGCUCCGUGCAGAAGCUGGUGACGGACGAGGACGUGUUCCCCACAAAAUACGGCAGAGAAUUCCCCAGCUCUUUUGAGUCCCUGGUGAGGAAGAUCUGCAGACACCUUUUCCACGUGUUGGCACAUAUCUACUGGGCCCACUUCAAGGAGACGCUGGCCCUGGAGCUGCACGGACACUUGAACACGCUGUAUGUCCACUUCAUCCUCUUCGCCCGGGAGUUCAACCUGCUGGACCCCAAAGAGACCGCUGUCAUGGACGACCUCACCGAGGUGCUGUGCAGUGGGGCUGGUGGGGUCCACAGUGGGGGCAGCGGGGACGGGGCCGGCAGCGGGGGCCCAGGAGCACAGAACCACGUGAAGGAGAGAUGAGCCCCGCGGGCUGGACAGGGGCGCACGUGUGCAAAGAGACGGUGGUGUGUGUGCUCUCCGUGCACCUGCGCGUGCACACAUGCUGGGCACGCGUGCGGCGAGUCUGAGAGGGCCCUGGCUGCACUGGCGUGGGCUGCACAAACACAGAUGGCCCGGCCAUGUCCUGCGGCCCCUGUCGGAUGGAUGCGUGCCGUUUGUAGAGAAGAGCCUUUGGGCCCAUUUGCUCGUUCCGCAGACAUGUGGGACUGAUGCUCUGAGUUUCUUCUGUGGGGUUUUCCUUUCUCUGGUCUCCGUGCAGCCCCUGCCCUCCCCGGGGUGCUGGUGGCCUCAAAGGAGGAACUCUUGGGGGGGGCGCCUCCCCCAGGAGGGCGUGAUUUGCAGACUUGGGUCUCUGCUCUGCUUUGGGGGUGGGGCUUGCUUUCACAGAGACCCCUCCUCCCUGCUCGCCCCUUCCUUUCCCGGCCUUGCCAGGGACGUGGCUGUUGGCAGCUCAGAGGUGGGCGAGGCCUGGGGUGCGGGGUGCCCUGCACCUGCUCCUGCUCCUGUUGCCCCUUCCUGCUGCCUCCUCUGUGCCCAAGGAGCACCCAUGGUGCAGUCCUCAGGCAGGGCCAGGACGGGGCUGAGGCCCUGCGUGGAGAUGCUGCACUAGCAGAAGGCCGAGACCCGCUUACCUUAGUUCAUCUGUUCACUCUUAAUAAAAAGAAUUCUCUCAGGUCA
Molecule: messenger RNA, 1763 nt
Organism: Cebus imitator (Panamanian white-faced capuchin)
Lineage: Eukaryota; Metazoa; Chordata; Mammalia; Primates; Cebidae
Gene: MOB2
Product: MOB kinase activator 2
Exons: 5
Coding region: 222-1046 (274 amino acids)
Biological process (GO): positive regulation of protein phosphorylation; signal transduction
Cellular component (GO): nucleus; cytoplasm
Molecular function (GO): protein kinase activator activity
Source: RefSeq, a predicted model, not a curated record